Molecule: messenger RNA, 3280 nt
Organism: Callorhinchus milii (elephant shark)
Lineage: Eukaryota; Metazoa; Chordata; Chondrichthyes; Chimaeriformes; Callorhinchidae
Gene: tbc1d10ab
Product: TBC1 domain family, member 10Ab
Source: RefSeq, a predicted model, not a curated record
CACCCCCCGCCAUGAAGAAAAGCCAAGAGGACUGUCAGCGAACGUCGGACGAAACGGCCAGCACGAGGGGCACCAGCCACAGCCUGGACGAGCUGGGCACCGGCCCCCGCGAGGAGGUCAGCUCGGUGGGCUCCGACUCCGAGGUGAACGGCUUCAGCAACGGGGAGCAGAAGAUCGACAAGUACGGCUUCAUCGGAGGGGCGCAGUACACUGGCGAGACGCAACAUGAAGUACCCCCUGAGGUGUUGCGACAAAGGGAGUCUAAAUGGCUGGAUAUGUUGAACAACUGGGAUAAAUGGAUGGCAAAAAAACAUAAGAAGGCGAAGCUCCGAUGUCAGAAAGGAAUUCCCCCCUCACUCCGCGGCAGAGCUUGGCAAUAUUUGUCAGGAAGCAAAGUGAAAAUGGAACAAAAUCAUGGGAAAUUUGAAGAGUUGGAUCAAUUGCCUGGUGAUCCAGCAUGGCUCGAUGUAAUAGAAAGAGAUCUACAUCGGCAAUUUCCUUUUCAUGAGAUGUUCGUUGCUAGAGGAGGACACGGGCAACAAGAUCUUUACCGAGUUUUAAAAGCGUACACAAUUUACAGGCCAGAGGAGGGUUAUUGUCAGGCUCAGGCCCCAGUGGCUGCUGCUCUGAUGCACAUGCCUGCGGAGCAAGCUUUUUGGUGCCUGGUCCAGAUCUGUGAAAAAUAUCUACCGGGAUAUUACAGUGCUGGGUUGGAAGCAAUCCAGUUGGACGGGGAAAUUCUUUUUGCCUUACUGCGGAGGGUUUCACCAGUGGCACAUAAGCACCUAAACAAGUACAAAAUUGACCCUAUUCUCUACAUGACCGAGUGGUUCAUGUGUGCAUUUUCAAGGACCUUGCCGUGGGUGUCAGUGCUGAGAGUGUGGGACAUGUUCUUCUGUGAAGGUGUAAAAGUGAUAUUCCGGGUUGGUCUUGUUCUCCUUAAAUAUACACUAGGCUCACCAGACAAGCUGAAGAGUUGCAAAGGCCAGUAUGAGACGAUGGAAAAACUGCGUAGCAUUGACUCCAGAUAUAUGGAAGAGGGCUUUCUCAUCCUAGAGGUCAUUGAAAUUCCCACCUCGGAGAAGGAUAUCGAGAAGGAACACUUAACUCAGUUAAAAAAGUGGAAAACCACACACGGUGACCUGAAAUACAAGCCCCAGCCCAGAUUGCACGGCGCUAAAGCCAUUAAUAAAUCUGAGCCGCACUCCCACAAAGCUUUGGUGCAGGCUCCCUCCAUCGUAAUAAACUCCCCUCCUACAUCUCCCUCUCCGGAUCCCGACAAAGUUAUGAAGAAGAAAAAAGAAAAGAGCUCAAAGGAUAAAAAGGAGAAAAAGAAAGGAAUGCGAGAGCCCAUGGCUAACGGGUCGGGAUCCGGGGAGGCUGUACAGUUUUUGGAUGACCAGUUCACUAACCAGCCGGUAGAUACCACAGCAGAGGCCAGCCAACCUCCACUGCAAACAAACUCUGCCUUACACCAGUCCGUACAAAGUCUCAGCUCGGGAGAGUCGGAACAGGACACGUACUUGUGAAAUGAAUGAUUCCAGCAACAAGAACAAUGCAUCCAUCUUCUUCCUCCACUUGCCUGGACUGUUGAUCCAAUACUAUCAUUCCAUCAGUGUACCUGAUUUGUGGAUGCUGCUGCUGAGCCAUUGAUACUGUAAUGAAUUUAAACUUUGUGGUUGACAAAGUGUGGGGACCCCUUUCGUGGCUUAGCCCAACAUCACCAAGUUGAAGAUUCUUGCAAUACUGUAGUUUACUCGGAAUUCUGUUUUGGCUUGGUUCCCGCUGCCUGACGGGUUAGUGUGAUAAACUAAAAGUGGACCGGAUCCAGCAAAGGACCUGAUUCAUCAGCAAUGGAAGCAGAAUAAGCUAAAUACCGAGUUAAUUUAUGGGACCAGUGGAAUCAACAGCAUGGCAGUCAUGUCAUCAAUGAAAAAGCUUUGAUAGAAGAAAAUAUUUUUACGAUAUUUUUCCUGUUGCUGUUUCCAGCAGUAACGUUGCAUGUUGCAGCUGCACUAUCCCAAAUGAAUUUAUUUUUAUUCUAAUUCAAGAUGAAUGAUGGAUUUCCGCACCCCCUACUACCACCCUUCCCUCGACCAUUCUUUGAUUAAAUAUCUGUUGCGUUCCAGUUUUCAGAAGAAAAAGUGAAAUUCCAAGCAGGUGUGGGAGCCAGUGGACCAGGUUGAAGUGAAGUGGUGUCUCCACGAGCCUGUUUUAAAAUCUCAACUUGUUGAGAUUACAGUUACAGUUACAGUAUUUGUAUUUAACCACAUUGAGGGGAUGGGGGUAAAGGAGAUUAAUAUUUUCUAUUCAUAAAGCCAAAUUGUGUGUCUAACUUUGGUUAGGGAUUGAGCAUGCAGUGGUUUUAAUGAUUGAAACACUCAAUGCAUCUACAUUAGCUUGUACAGUUAUUUCUAUACAUGUACAGGCAAACUACCAAUCUUAAUAGCCAAGCAGAAGAAAUUGAGGCAUGGAUUUAAAUAAAUAUGCCAACUUGCUCUGUUUCUCCUUGAUGUCAAGGGCUGCAAUCUGCUGUAGUACAGAAAGAUAGUCAGCCUCAUUAGCUUAGAAAACAAAUUAAUGUAUUUUCAAAAAAGAAUUUUUCCCUAGCACUUUUUUUUCCCUUUGAGGAAUGUAAAUUUUGAGAAAUUGAUAGAUUUACAAGAACUACUUGCGAAUCCUGUUGACGAACCAGAUACUGUACCACAGGACCAGAGUAUGAGUUAUUUUGCUGCUGUCUUGUAUAAUCUAGCUAUUUUUCUAUAUAUAACUACGAAUGCACAAUGGGUUUGCAGCAGUCAAGUGCUGUUUGGGGCCAGGCAAAGUAAUUGUUUUCCUCUUUUUGUAGAUUAUAAAGCCAAAUGUACUAUACAAUGCCUAAUGUUCUACAGUGUAAAGCCUAUACUCUAGCUACUGCUCACCUCUGGACUCAAAUGACAACAAUUGAGGUGAUGUGGAAAUGCAGUUUUUCUUUGAUUGAUCUAGUGUUAGAAUCCAUGUACUUUGCUGUAUUUAAAGAAUCCUUGAACUGUUGUGUCAGUUUGUCUUGUUAUAUGCCGUUGAUUGACCAUGAAAAUAUCUGGGAGCUGUUUAAUAUUGUCCAACGUACAAUUGUAUAUGUGGGCGUGUAGCAGAAGCACUUAUAAACCUAAUACAACUGAAUCUUUCUGUGCUUUUUCUACAGUGUUUCACAUGUUGGUGAGUUUAUUAAGCUACACAGCUUUAUGUUACUUUGAUGCAAUGGAUUCGGAAUGAACACAAUAAAACCUUCUGGGAAGCA